GGGCGUCAUCAGCGGGCUCUUCUCCCCUUUUUUUUUUCACUUUUCACGCCCAUAUAGGCGACGACAACGACGCCGCCCCAAAGAGUCUUGCGUGUCCGAGACCGAACGCCCGUUUACUUUGACGCAUCGGCGACGCGCUUUAAACACGAGCCAACACCGUCGCGCUGACAAAGACUCUCGGAGACUGUUCGGCACAUUCUGCGCGUGCGACCAGAGACGCCGUGCCGCCCGAGCUCUCGAGGAAGAGCGUUACAACCGUCCUUCCUCGUUCCCCGAGGCCCCUCUGCAACCCUUCCGAAGCAGCCGAGGAGGCACUGCACACAACUGCUGACAUGGAGCCCACGACGUGGACCCGGUUCGUAGUUUGGACUGCGCUCUGCGCGUGCUCCUUUCUGAGGACAGCCCUGUGCCAGCAGCAGGAGUGCGACCCUGUGCCAGUGCUGCGUUGCUACGGUGGCCUGCUAAGCACCAUCGAGACAGACAUGGACAGGCUGGCUGCCAAGUACGGGCCCGAGCUGGACUCCGCACUUAGGACGUUCGUCGGGAAAUACCCGGCUUCGUCUUCACCGUGCAAGAUACGGCCCGGAGAGCAGGGUCGGUGCACGGCCUCCGAGCGCGAGCAGCUGGAACGCAUCGAGGGCGUCUACGAGGUCUUCCAGAGGACAGUCAGCGACAGCGACGCGCUCAAAGACAUGGUGGAGGCAUACAAGUGCUGGGACCGGCGCAAGUACCGCGACUGCUUCGCCAACCUGCUCCAGGACACGCUCAUCCGCGAGUACCGGGACUCGUCGUCGUACCAGUACACGCCGGAGAAGACCAGAAUCUGCAGGCAAUGGUCCGGCCUAGCCGACAGGUGCUUCGACGACACGACCGAUAACCUGUGCUCCGACAGUGCGAAGGCAGGACGUCAGCGGUUCCGCGACGUGAUUUCAGCCUAUGUGGGCAGCUUUGGAUGCCGGGACAGCGCCGCCACGGCAGGCCGGCCGCUCCUGCUGACCUGCACCGCCAUCGGCUUUGCCAUCUGGCUGACGAUGCGCCUCGGCGCCUUCUACUAAUCGGCUGCUGUAGUGUCGUGCAACGACAAAUCUGCAAGCGGCGUCCGGCCAACGUUAUCUAAUCAUCGUCGUCAUGAUUAGAUUAUCGAGGUCUCCUGCAGGAAAGAAGGCCUCCUCCAGAAAUCUUCCAGUCCCGACCAAUACCUCUAUCAUCCACAUGGGUUGACAUAUGUCUAAUCCUAGCUACAUUUAAAAAUAAGGAUAUGGUUACUUAGAGAUUUCAUAGACCACCACGCAUAAAGCGCUUCCUAUACAAGAAAGAAAACGUGUUUUUCUCGGACGCAUGUCCCCAUAUGGGAGCGCGCUGGGGCAGUUGUAUCCCGCUGAUGAUGCGAUCACUAAUUUACUCUUUCACCUUUUUAACGUAUUUACAGAGCUUAUACGAAUAAUUUUGCGAAUGGUAUGCACGGUGUAUGUAAUGGCAUGCAUGUUCUCUGUUUGUGGCCACACUGAAAAAAAAAGUUUGCCAGCUUUGAAGCUUAGUUCGUUUCCGAUUCCAAGCAUAAAGAUCACAAAUAUUUAGGAGCAUUUCCUUUAACGCACUGCUUCGCUGCUUUCAUGUCAAGAACGCUAUGUAGCGCUGAUGCGUUCAUGUCGUUCGUCACCUGAAAGUACCAGGCACGCAGCCUUAUAUAAGGUGACGCAGUAUAGACCAUGAUUAUUGUUUGAGGACAACGUAAAAGCCCUAAAAGGUGCUAAUUCGUUUUAUAGUGCAUGGUAUGUUUGUCCUAGACACAACUUGUAUCCUGAACCGCAGCAAUGGUCCAUAACUGUCUCAACUCACUGGAGAAAGCGGAAAUUUGCACCGGUAAGUGAAAGCGGAACUAGAACUUGACAGAUGUUCUUGCAAACCAAGUGUCUCAUUAGAGCCACCAUGACCAGUGACGAAGAGUUCUUGACAGGCCCGUAACGGUAACAAAACGUCAAUUAAGCACUGUCAUGGUCACAAAGCAGACAAACCUGGCCAAACUAGAGCUGAUCCGAACAAUUCGCAAUGAAACUAGUAGUUUUCCUAAAUGUUCUGUGUUUACAUUGGUUCUGCCCUCUUGGAGGUUCGCGCUUCGCAUCCGUGAGCUCGAAACGUUAUCAUCGUGUUAAGCAGACUCUAAAGGCAAAUAUUAGGUCAAUUUGGACCGUUAAAAUGUCAUUCCAGAAACCUCGCAGAGUGUCGUGGUAAGAAAAUCCUGUCUGAAGUUUUCGCAUAUCUUAAGCUCAAUACCAAUCGCCCUCGCCCGAGCGGGUAGUCGUGACGUUGUAUAAGCCAUCACGACCCUUUACUACCGUCGGCGCGUAAAACGGCGCCCGACCGCUGGCGCUGCAGUUUCUUGCGCAAAACGCAAAUGCGCUGUUAAAAACCCAGCCUAGACAGAGCAAAAAGGGAAGGGAAAGCGCGCGCCAAAUUAUAAGCACGAUCUUCGACGCCCGUCGCGAUGGCCUCGUUCGCUACUACUAGCAGUUUGUCAGAGUUACAUGAUCCAGUAAAACCAGCGCAGCGAAAACGAAACUGAUCACAAGCGAAAGCGUGAGCCGCGCAGAGCUGAGUGAAAACGAAACCUUUCGACCACCCGCGUUGUUGUUACGGUGCCUAUUGAAGCCAUAUCGUUGUAAAUGGUAACGUCAAAUAGUUCUAUUCUCGAAGAAUUGAAUAGAAGUGAACAAGUAGCAUGUUCUUCCGUAAUACAGUGCAAUGCAAUUAUCUUUUUUUAUUAUACGUGGUUCAGUACCAGGGACAGAAAUAUUAUGAGAAGUCGCUACGUCACCGGGACCGUACUUGAAUGUUCCGGGUGCUCCAAAUCGUGUCCUGCAUUUACCUCAAUUUCUCGACUAUUACUGCUCUCUUAUUCCUCGAUAACAUUGACGUCUUAGAGGGUCUCGAGCAUUGUGUCACUAUAGCUUGACUCAAUAUUUGCGUUUAGUGUCCGUUUGGUGCAUUUGCAAUCGUUCACUGGCGCCGGUGUACAUUUUCCAGAGUGAGCGAGUGGAUUGCAAGGCUCUGCAUUGUUUCUACCAACAACGAAAUAACGGGCCACUGUGAAAGCGUCCUCGCAGGUACGAAUUCGGAGGUUUAUGGCGAGUGUAGAAAGGUGGUUCUUGAAACCAUUGUUCUUGUAGAUAAGCAGCGCAUGCCUGGUAAUUCACUAACCUAUAAACCACGGCGAACACCUGAAGUUGUUUAGUUCGUGCAGUUGUACAAGGUCUUUCCUCAGGUCAUCAUCGCUUAGUCUUUUGUACUAUACAUCCUUUUUUUUCCUCAUCUUACAAACUUGUCUUGGAAGGUUCAUGACCCGAAUUCCUGACGCCGCAGACGUUUGCUAGCCUGGACAUUUGUUUGCAGUCCAAACUGUUCUGCUGUAAAAGAAAGAGACAAUAAAAAGAU
Molecule: messenger RNA, 3432 nt
Organism: Dermacentor albipictus
Lineage: Eukaryota; Metazoa; Arthropoda; Arachnida; Ixodida; Ixodidae
Source: RefSeq, a predicted model, not a curated record